Didymosphaeria variabile is the source of this 387-nucleotide messenger RNA. RefSeq lists its product as uncharacterized. Lineage: Eukaryota; Fungi; Ascomycota; Dothideomycetes; Pleosporales; Didymosphaeriaceae. The coding region runs from base 1 to 387 and encodes 128 amino acids. The record is from RefSeq and is a predicted model, not a curated record. The transcript has a single exon.
AUGCGCCAUAAUAUCAGCAUCAAUGGCGUGGACGUUAUCGCGAGAGGGGAUAUGGAUGAGAAUGGAGAUUUUGCAGAGGCAAAGGAUGUCGGGGAGGAGGUUGUCAUCGAGGAGUUUGAGGCGUUCGAUGAGAAGCUUAGGAAGAGGGUUGGGGGAUGGUUGAGCGGAGGGAUAGGCUUGUUGAGGAGAUUAGCAGGCAUAGGAGGGAGACGGGGGCGAAGGCGGCGAGGAGGUGGGAGGAGGAGUGGGGAGGGGGAGGAGUUGGAGAGGGCGAGGGUGGUUGGCUUGGAAGACGGAGAGGUGGAUGUGGGUGGGGUGGAGGCGUUGAAGAGGCAGGAGGAGGUGGAGAAGAAUUGGGGACGGGCGGUAGAGGGUUGGGCGCUUUGA